AUGGACGACUUCGAACAGCUCCAAUUCCUUGGCCGUGGCGGCUACGCCAGAAUUCCAAGAGCAAAGAUCGUCACAGAACAGCAGAAAUUGCGUCUGGAUGCGGAAAAGUCGAUUCUGCUCAAAAUCAAGAGCCCGUUCCUGUGUCGAGGCUUUCAGGUUUUUGAAACGACGGCCGAAGUGUCGAUUUUGCAGGAAUACAUCGAAGGACGAGCGCUGUACGAGUGUAUUUGGAAGUACAGAGACACCGGGAGGUUCCCGGAACACGUAGCCAAGUUUUUCGCGGUGCAACUGGUCUUGGCGCUGCGAGAUCUGCACGCGCAAGGAUACGUUCAUCGAGAUUUUAAGAGUGGAAAUGUGUUGGUGGGGAAGAGUGGAUUUGUCAAGGUAAUAGACUUCGGGUUGUCCAGAAAGGUUGUCGCAGAUGGAAAAGUCGACGACUACUCUGGACGAACACAGUCGGUGUGCGGCACUCACUACGUGAUGGCGCCAGAAAUGUUUUUCAAGGAGUCUUAUGCCUUUGGUGUUGACUGGUGGAGUCUGGGUGUCGUUAUCUAUGAAAUGGUAGUUGGGCGGCCACCGUGGGAGUAUCAGUGUCCGGCUGACAGCACAAUGGAGCAGUAUUUCACACGGAUUACGUGUUCAGCGGAAUCUCCAUUCCAGACUUCGGACGGACAAGUUGAGACGCUUGCAAGAUCAUUGAGCCCUGAUCUACAUUCAUUGAUACGGUAA
Messenger RNA from Phytophthora infestans T30-4, 729 nucleotides. Its product is annotated as cAMP-dependent protein kinase catalytic subunit, putative. Lineage: Eukaryota; Oomycota; Peronosporomycetes; Peronosporales; Peronosporaceae. Bases 1 to 729 code for a protein of 242 amino acids. The record is from RefSeq and is a predicted model, not a curated record. Gene Ontology annotation, biological process: protein phosphorylation. The transcript has 3 exons. Gene Ontology annotation, molecular function: protein kinase activity; ATP binding.